Molecule: messenger RNA, 1730 nt
Organism: Argentina anserina (silverweed cinquefoil)
Lineage: Eukaryota; Viridiplantae; Streptophyta; Magnoliopsida; Rosales; Rosaceae
Product: protein ROH1-like
Exons: 2
Coding region: 318-1502 (394 amino acids)
Source: RefSeq, a predicted model, not a curated record
AAUAACCAACGAGAACAAGAACAACAUAACUCCCGUAUCUUCCGGUGUUGGAGUUUUGGGUUGUGUCGAAGUGAGGGUUUCUCAGUUCCUCAGAGCCCAAGAUCUCUCUCCUCUCUGCGCAUAUGUCUUCUGUCUUGUUUAUUCUCAACUAAAACAUUCUCCCAAGCAAGGUGGGUAUUGGAAGGCUAUCGAUGUUCGUCGUUUCAAAUAUCGAUUUGGGCAUUAUCAGAACUGGGUUUCUGUUGAUUUUGUGACUUGUGUUGUCAUUUGGGAUAUUUUGAGGGUGGUGUGCUUGGUAUAUUGUGGGUUGAGAGACCAUGCCUUCUACACACAAUCAGGCAGCAGGUCCUUCUACACCUUUGGCUUCGUUGGGUCGCUCCAUUUGGACUCGGCGAGAGGAGGUUCACUCCAUUGAAGCUAAUCGCGAGUCUAGUGCACUGGAGUUAGAGCUUCAAUCUUUUCAGAAACAUGUUGCGGACCUAUUUCAUGACUUGGCAGCUGUUGAUGCUGAUGAGGUGCUCUCUAUUGCAUGGACUCAGAAGCUUUUAGAUGUUUUCAUCAGCUGCCAAGAGGAAUUCAGGGGCAUCUUUCUGAAGAACAAAGAACAUAUUUCUAAGCCACCCAUGGACCAUUGGACUGAUGAAUACUUAGAAAGGAGUUUGAAGGCACUUGACAUUUGUAAUGCAUCUCGUGAUGGGAUUGAGAAGAUUCGUACCUGGCAUAAGCAUUUAGAGAUUGUUCUGUGCGCCUUGGAUUCUCGCCAGAGGGCAUAUUGUGAGGGCCAGUUCCGUCGAGCAAGAAAAGCUUUGAUGGAUUUGGCACUUGAAAUGCUUGAUGGGAGAGACUCUGGGUCUGCAUUUUCACAGCGGAAUUGGUCUUUUGGGCGUCACAACACAAGAAAGGAUCGUCACCGACAUACCUCAUCAGGACAUUCUCGCUCUCACUCAUGGAGCACAUCUGCUUCUUGGUCUGCAGCUAAGCAGCUGCAAUCCAUUGCAAACAACUUGGUAGCACCUCGUGGGAAUGAAAAUGCUGCAACCAAUGGGCUUGCAGGAUCUGUAUUCACAAUGAGUUCUGUGCUCAUUUUUGUUUUGUCAGCACUUGUGGCUGCAAUACCUUGUCAGGAUCGAGGUCUUACUACUCAUUUUUCCAUCCCACCACAGUUCCCAUGGGGUAUCCCCUUAAUCUCACUUCACGAACGGAUAAUCGAAGAAUCUAAGAAGCGGGAGCGUCAGAGCUCCAAUGGGUUGCUGAAGGAGAUUUAUCAGGCUGAGAAAUGCACACGCCGCGUGACAGACUUUGUUGAUCUGGUUCAGUUUCCAUUGACAGAGGAACAGAAAUUGGAACUUGAACAAGUACUUGAGGAGCUAGCAUCAAUAUGUGAGAAGUUUAAAAAUGGAUUGGGUCCACUGGAACGCCAAAUUAGGGAUGUCUUCCGCAGGAUUAUGAACUGCCGAACUGAGGGUCUUGAAGUUUUGAGUAAGGCAGGCAACCUGGAGUAACUUAAAAUAAUAGCUAAUUUUACGAGCACGAAAUGUACAAAUCUGCGAAUAUAUAUUUUGUCCUGCAUAUUUCUGCCUUUUGCAAGGAGAGACAACGACGAAAGAUGGUCCGCAACAGCACAAAGGUUAAGCAAGUAUCCUGUUAUACUCUUUCAUUUCUGUAAAGAGCCUAGUGUUUUCAUCGGAUCAUUCCUCGCUAGUAAAAUGAUUUUGCUUUGCUGGUUGUUA